Messenger RNA from Homalodisca vitripennis (glassy-winged sharpshooter), 19713 nucleotides. RefSeq lists its product as uncharacterized. Gene Ontology annotation, molecular function: protein binding. The record is from RefSeq and is a predicted model, not a curated record. Lineage: Eukaryota; Metazoa; Arthropoda; Insecta; Hemiptera; Cicadellidae.
CGCCGCCGCGCCGCGCCGCUUCGUCGUUAGGCUCAGUUUUGCUUGGCAGGUGCGCGUCGCUAGACCUCCCGCUCGACCUUAUGUCAGACAUGGCUCCCCAGUGACCCCGUCAUGACUCUUCGUUCAGAAGUGAGUGACUUGACCCUGACCUUGACGCAGCCCCAGGCAGCUCCACUUCUACUCAAGCCGGAGAAUGUUACAGCGCAGGAAGGAGAUGACGUCAUACUGUCGAUACCUCUAGCUUCUGACAGUGGUGAACCUACAUCCAUCAUCUGGACGAGAGGUGAUGAUCAGCUGGUGGGAGAGAGGUUUAGCAGCUCGACACAGCGAGGUGCAGUCAACCUCACCGUGAGAAAUGCCACCGUGGAGGAUGCGGGGAGGUACUCCCUAACUACACAGAAUGAAGCGGGCCAGGCACACUCAGACCUAUUGCUGGAGGUGCGCACACGACCAGGAGAUGUACCGGUCUUCCUACGACGGCUCAAUGACUUAGCUGUCAAGGUUGGCACCCGCACCAGAUUCCUGGUGGAAGUUCGGAGCCCUACUCAAGUUAAGGUGAGCUGGGAGCAGGAGGGCAAGCCUGUGCUGGAAGGGGAAAGGUUCCACCUACUCCAUGAAGGCAGUUUCUUCUGUGUGGAUGUAGCUCCGGUGACACUAGAGGACGCAGGGAUAUGGAUAUGUCGAGCCCACAACUCCAAUGGUGUCUCCAAGUGCUUCUGUCACUUGAAUGUUCUUGUGCCCAAGGCGUACAAGGCACCACAGUUUGUAGAGGAGCUAGUAGCUCUCUUGACACAGCAAGGCACGGUGUCCCUGGAAUGUAAGGUGGUAGGAGUGCCCACACCAACUCUCAAAUGGUUUAAGGAUAACCAAGAGAUCAAGGCAGGAGACGUGUUUGCACUGAGUGCCAACCCUCAGGAUGCAACAUCCUUGGGCACCUACACUUGUGAGGCUACUAACUGUAUGGGCAAAGCUUACUCCACUAGCAGAGUACAUGUGGUGGGUAAAGAGGGGAGUGUACAGCCGGCUGACAGUAUCGUUCCAAGAGGGCCACCUCCGGUGUUCUGCAAAGAACUUCGAAACGAGAAAGCGAAAAUUGGCGGAAAAUUAACACUGGAAUGUAAAGUGACGGUGCCGCCCUGGCCCAAGAGUAUAACAUGGUUCAACAAGGGUGGGUUGGUGGAGGGGGGAGAGGGGAGCCGUUAUCACUUGACUGCAGAUGGCCUGGGCUCCUACAGCGUGGAAGUGGACCAAAUAGAGGCAGUUGAUGAUGGGGACUGGAAGUGUGUGGCCACCAGUGACAAUGGCGUUAAGGGUAUCUCUUCCUGCACCGUCACAGUAUCUUAUCCAAAGAACUACAAAAAGCCCAAGUUCCUGGAGAGUCUCAAGGCUAUCCUGACUGAGGAGGGUUUGGUGUCCUUUGAAUGUAAAGUUGUUGGCUACCCAACACCCCAGCUCAGGUGGUUCAAGGAUGGGCAGGAGCUGAAGCCUGGGGAUGUCUAUCAGCUCACUGGCACUAAUUCUCUUGGCUCGUACUGCUGUAUAGCCAAGAACUGUAUGGGAGAGACAAGUAGCACAGCUGAAUUGACAGUGGAAGAUAUCCAGAGUCAGCUGAAUGAGGAGGAGAGAUUGCAGCUAUUCAGCACCAACCAGCCACCUCGCUUCCUGCAAGGUCUUAAAAGUAUAGAAGCUAAGAUAACUGAUCCUCUCCGGUUCACUGUACAGGUGAGUGUCUCACCUCAGCCAACAGUUGCCUGGUACAGAGAUGAUGAGGAAGUGCAAGAGUCUGAGAAGUACAAGAAGGAGCAGGAGACAAAAGGAAUCUGCCAUCUUGUCAUAAAGAGGCUUGAGUUGGUAGAUCAGGCUGAGUGGAGAUGUGUUGCCACUAAUGACUACGGUCAGAGUGUCACUUCAUGCUUCCUCAAGUUGGCCGUGCCACGACACUACAAGAAACCUCGCUUUCUGGAGAACCUCAGGGCGGUUCUGUCCGAAGAGGGUGCUGUCAAUCUUGAGUGUAAGGUGAUUGGUGUGCCACAACCCACCCUGAAGUGGUACAAGGAUGGACGUGAGCUGAAGCCUGGAGAUAUCCACCGUAUCAUCUCCGGCCAGGACGGCACCUGCUGCCUUGGCACCUAUACUUGUGAGGCCUCUAACUGUAUGGGCAGUGUUUCAAGUUCUGCUUCUCUUCUUGGCUUUGAAGAUCGUGGCCAGGUGAAACCACCAGAGCCUCUGCGUCCACUGCCUCCUCCUGCAGCCCAUCUGGUCCGCCAGACCUCGCUGUCCACAAUACAGGAAGAGCGAACCUCCCAGAUGCAUGACACUACACUGGACGAACGAGCCGAAGUAUCCUUCUCCUUCGAUGGCAAGGAAGUCUCUGUGUCACUAUACGAGACACCAGAUCUCACUGAGGAAGAGGCUCUGCAAGUAGUUGAGAUGUACGCAGAGGAACUGUCUGAGCACAUUUCAGAACACAAUGUUGUGGAGUUACCACCUAUGAGAUUUGUGAAGGAGACAUCAACGUCUGGACAUCUCUUGAUGGAAGCUGUGGUGAUUGACGUCAGUCCAGAAUAUUAUGCGUCUGCAGAGGAUCGAACUGAGGCUGACUUAGAUGAAUUCUCAAUCACCGAGGAUAAUAAUGGCUAUAUGUCUCCAAUGGUUAUAACACCAGAUGAAAUGCCAUUUGAAAAAUUAAGUGCAGACUUCCUUGAACGCACAAUUCAACCUAUCAGUUCAACACAACAAUCUGUUCCCAUUAAACCACCAAGAAAACGAGUUGCUGAUGCUAGCGAGUCAUCAUAUCAUAGUUUCAAAGAGGCUAAAGUCUCGCCAGAAGAAGAUAGUAGUGAACAGUUUGUUGAUGCUUUGAGUUCACAUAGAGAUAAAUCUCAGAAAGAUAGUUUAACCAGUGUCAAGAGUAGUUCGGGAGAUAAACAGAAAGCUGUAAUUGAUGUUGAACCAACAGCUUUGAAAAGCAGUGAUACUAACACUAAGGAAUUGAGAGCAUCUUUAGGAGAAAACAACGGAAAAUUGUCUGAGGGAAAGAAAAUACGCAAAAAAUCAAGGAGCAGGUCAAAGUCCACUGAAAAGCAACCAGAUGCAAUUUCAGAAGAUAACAGUACUGUCUUAAAAGAUCUGAACUUAGAAAAGAAAAGCUUAAAAAGACAAUUGAAGAAAAGGAAAUCAACAGAUUCAGAGAAAGAAGAUGACUCAUUGCGUGAGUUUGAAAAAAGAAAAACUUUAAAGUCUGGCUUUGAACAAGAAGAUCUUCCUAGACAAGCACAAAUAAAAGGUGCAGUAAAGAAAAACAAGUCUUCUGAGUCUGAGAAAGAAGAUGACUCAUUACAAGAAUUUGAGAGCCGUAAAUCGUUGCAAAAAAGUGAAAAAGUUUCUGAAACUAAUAAAACCAAGGGGUAUCACAUAAAACCUGCUUCAGAUUCAUCUGGCAGAGAGGAUGAUUCAUUGAUUGAAUAUGAAAAAAGAAAAAUUUCUAGCGAUGUUUUGUCUGAUAAAGUUACCCAAAAAUCAGAAAGGCAAAAAAUUCCAUUUUCAAAAAGUAUAUCAACAGAUUCAUCUGAAAAAGAUGACGUUUUUGCAAUAAAAAGUGAAACAUCUGAGCAAGUUAAUUUGAGAAAGAAAAGAAAGAAGUCAGUAAAGAAAUCAGGUUCCAUUGAGAAAAAAGAUCAGUCCCAGAAGUCAGAAAUUGAAGUACCUCCUUCAUCAGAAGCUGAAUCAGUAGAUCGUGAACCACUCAAAGGUAAAAAAGUUGUUAGUACUUCAGACCUUGACAGAAUGAGAAGCACUUCCGAUCUAGAAAGUAUAGGUGAUAAAUCAAGAGCCCAGGAGGAAGAAGAACAUUCAGCAGAUUUUGAUACUGCAGAGGAUAGUGCCUAUGACAAAAGUGAAAUGUCGGUUUUAGAAUCCCUAACCCAUUCUGUUCAAGAAAUACAAAAAGGUUUGAUGGCUGUGGGAGAAAAAAUUAUUUCUGAAUCUAGUGAAGAACCACAAUCAGCUAAAUCUAGUUUGUCUAUAAUAGAAUCUUUAGUACAACCAAUAAAUGAGAUUCAGCAGGGACUUGUAAAAGUGGAAAAGAUUGCUGAAGAAAGAAAAGCUGGACAAUACUCUCCAAGCUCAAUAUUAGAGACACUCAAAGAACCCAUCCAAGAAUUGGAAAGAAAUUUAGCAGUUAUUGAACAACAAAAUAUCCUAGAUAGCAAAGAGCUGACACUGUUUAAAAGAACAAGCCAAUCUGUUUUGGAAACUGUAAGUCAGCCUUUACAUGAGCUACAUAGGGAACUUGCUUUCAUUCAACAACAAGCUGUGAUUGAAACUGGCGAAGAAACUUAUUCAGAAAUACUCCAAUCAUUCAAACCUUCUUUAUUGAUAGUCCAGGGUGGUGUAGAACACACUGAAGGAGAAUUCUCUAGUAAAUUGGAUGAUCUUACUGAAAAAACAACUAUUCCACAACCUACUUAUGCUCAGUCAGUUGUAGAACUACAAACCGAAGUUCAUAACACGGAUCAAAAUCUUUUGCAAAACACUGCAGUACAGAGUGAGUCAUUUGUUCCUCUUACUGUACAAGAUAUAGAAGAAAGUUUAGCAGAUUCAAUAAUAAGUCAACAAUCAUUGCAUACUAUUAAAGAUUCCAAUUUACGCAAUGAAUUACAGAUGCAUUCCCUUGCCCUGGAAUAUUGCACUACAUCUUUAAAAGAAAAAGCACAUCAUACAACUGAUAAUGAAAUAAAGGACAUAUUAACUUUAACAUCAAAUUUGAUAGCUCCACUGGAACAGUUCAGAACUGUUAUCGAAAGAUGCUUAUUGACUGUUGUGGAAGAUGACCAAUCAAUAGAUCCACAAUUGAGAGCCGCAAAUUUGGCAUUGAAUACAGCUUUAAGGCACUCUAUUCAUGCUUUUGGAAGCAGUGUCAAAUUAUUAGAAAUUGUUGCUAAUUCUAAUUCAAACAAAGAAAUACGUGGCCUAGGGAUUCAGAUGCUUUACAAACUAUCAUUUCCUUUAGAAGAACUCACGACUACCAUAAAGCUAGUUGAAAAUUUAUCAGAGCAUACUUCAGUCGAAUUACUAACUACACCAGUUGAACAUUUAAUGAAUGCUUCAUCUAUUAUUAAACCGGAGUUAGCAAAAACAGGAUUUGCAGAAAAUGUCUCUGAAGAUGGUGUAAUUAUCAUCAGGGAACUGAAUGACACUGUUGGAAGUCUAUCCAACUCUCUGCGCUCAAUGACAAAAUCCUUGAAAACUUACAGUUCUCUUAGUUCACUGUAUUCUCUAUGUAAACCGUUAGCUGAUUUACAGAAGACUUUACAUAAGACAGAAAAUAAAAUUAAGAUGCCAGAGAAAUGCAAAAAUUUGAACAGCUCUGAGUUAUAUAAUCUUGCUCAAGAUUUGUGUAAACCUUUGCAGGCUAUUAGAACAGAAUUGUCAUUGGCGCAGCACGAGAUUGAACUCGAUCAGUAUGGUCAUCUCUCUUUAAUGACUGAUCCUUUACAGGAGGUAAAUCCUGAGUCAGCAUCAGCUAUUGUACUUAAAUCUUUAGAUCAAGUUCAUAAAAGCGUUUUAAGUUGCACAGAAUUUGUUUUGUCAAAGUCUUUAAAUGAAUCAUCAUAUUUAAGAUUUGUACUUUUUGCCUUGAAUGAAUUGAUUCUUCCUUUUAACCAACUGAACUCAAGUAUUAUAAAAACCGAAGAGUUGGUCUCAAAAGAUAUAUCUAAACUUCCAGAACCCACUACAGGUAUCCAAGCAGUUAAGUCAUCAGCGAGUGAUCUUUUAGCUGAAUUAGCUGAAUUGCAACGUCACUCAACCACAUGUUUGUCUCUACCAGAGACCGCUGUGAUUGAAGUACUUUGUAGAAUGGCAGAACCAUUAACACAAGUUGAAGGUGGAUUAAAUAAAAUAAUUGAAAACAUUCACGAAAAAGACAAGGACAGUCUAAAUAUUAAUAUGUUGAAGACCUUAGCUGAACCAUUCAAAUGUCUUCAAAAGUCAUUAAUUAAUAUUUCGGAUAAACUUGACUCUCAAAUCAUUUCCCAUGAAAUAUUUUUAGAACUGAAACAACCCAUCCAAGAGCUUCAGAGAAGUAUUUUAAUCAUUCAGGACCAAGUAUCAUUUGAGUAUGGUGAUGAGCCAGCAACAAUGGAAUCAAACAUUGUAACUUUACAGUCUCUUGUACAACCCAUGAACGCUCUCAAGAAGCAAUUUUUAGAAAUUGAUGGAUUACUGGCUGAUAAGACUCAAUCAUCUUCAUAUUCAAAAGAAAAUAAAAACUUACAUUCCAUUAUUAGGGUGAAUCAUGAACUGCAGCUCAAAAUAUCAUCAAUAAUGAUCCAAGAAAACUACCUUAACAAACAUUCCUUAGACAGCUUAGAUAUGUUUCCUAUUUUUCAAGAAUUGUCUGGGCUAUUAAAAGAUUUUGAAAAUGCUUUGAAGAGAGUAGAUCUCAUUUGCCAAAAUGAGUCAAAGCCGGAUUCUCUAUUUCAUAUUAAACUUAUUGAAUCUGUAAAUUCCUUUAGAAGUGAUGUGAUAAACUUUCAGAAUAGAAUAGUACUGGCAUCUAACAAAGCUAUAAAAGAUGUAAAGCAUCCUGUUCAUUGUCUAAAAAAAGGUACAGAAACAUUUUUAUCCAAACUUUCAUCAAAUGUUAACAUAUUAAUGAACUGCAAGUUAGAUGAAUCAUCAUUAUCAUCAGGCUAUUUUGUAUUUUGCCAAAACUGUUCCACUACCUUUGUUGAUCUAUUAGAAUACUUAUCACAUAUGGAAAGCACAUGGGAAGGUGAACUAUCAUUUAAAGAAGAUAUGAACAGAGACAUCACUGAUAUUUCUUCAGCUUCAUUUAGUGAUACAAUUAAAGAUGUAAAUACGAUUGUUGAUGAUAUUACUGAGACAAGAGUUUCUUUACAAUCAGCAAACAUUCCCUUAAUUCACUCAGCAGCAUUAAUCCAAGUGACUCAAGAAUUACAAACAUUUUGUGAUUCAUUAAAAACUGCUGAAGAAGCUCUUCUUGAGAACACAUUGGAUAAAGUUAAUUCUUCAAUUAGUAAUAAAAAACAAGACAAACAGGCAUUAGUAAGUGCAUUUAAUGCUAUGAAAGUUCAACUUGAAAAAAUCGAAACUUAUCUUACAGACAAUCAUGAUGCAUUGGAAUCAAUUAGUCAUUUAAAGUACAGCUUAGAAGUAGUUCAGGAACAUUUGAUGUUUGGAGAAGAAGUAUCAGAAAUAUACAUUUUACAAAAUUUAAGUGGUCCUUUGAAAACAUUUAAAGAUACGAUUUCUAAAGAUUCACCUGUGACCACAUCUGAAAUUAAAGAACCAGAGGCUGUUUCUUUAUGUCUAGAACGUUUUGAAAAAUCUGCAUCAGAUUUGGAGUUAGGUUUAAUGAAGUUGGAGCAUGCUUUAUUGAACUCAACUGGUGAUUUUUCCAGUCUGAAAAAUGUUGAUAUUGAUGUGUUGGCUCAUCCAAUUGAAGAACUUGUACAAUACAUCCAUAAUAUUGAAGAACAACAAAAUUCUUUGCACAUCUCAGAAUCAGUUGCAGAUCAAUCAAGUUUAACCAUGCUGAAAACUCUUGCUUUGCCAAUUAAGGAAAUCCAAGAGGGAGUUUUACAAAUACAAGAACAAAUUAUUCUUGAGUCAAGUGGUAAUGGUAUCCCUGGAAAGUCGUGUGCUGGCAUUCUAUAUGAAAUAGCAAAACCAAUAAGAGAAUUGAGAAGUGGAGUAGCAUUGAUUCAAGAACAAGUGGUUAUGGAAGCUAACAUGGAGCUGUUAUCAGAAGACACAAAAGCAUCAUCAUUGAAAACACUUGCUGUGCCUGUUGAAGAACUAAAGAAAGUAUUGUCAUCAAUUAUUGAGCAACAAACGCUUUUGAUUGAGCCAGAUUUACAGUCUUUAUCUGAAAACAUAUCCAUUUUAAAAACAAUUGCAGUCCCUGCUAAAGAAUUGCAAAAUAAACUAGCUUCAAUUGAAGUAAAUCAGAUUAUGGAAGGUAAUGUAGAAUCGUUUUCAGCUAAGGAGAAUUUAGUAAUGCUUGCUAAGCCCAUUCACAUUCUUCAAGAAAGCAUUGCACUAGUUGAAAAUCAACUUGCUCUGGAAACCCUUGGUGAUGAUUUGUCAGUUAAAACCAAUAUAUCACUAUUAAAAAUGGUUGCUAAGCCUUUACAAGAAGUUGCAAAGCACAUUGCCAUAAUAACUGAACAGCAAUUUGUAGAGGAUGUUAACUCAGAAGACAAUACAUUAUCAGAUUUCUCCACUUUAGCGAAUGUUACAGAUAUCUCAAUGGUAAGUGCAGUACUAAAUAUUAACGAAAAUUUGGUAUUGGAACAAGGAGUAUCGUUUAAGGCUGAUUUUCCUGAUUUAAAUAUGGCAGAAGCUGUAAGAGGAAAUCAAUUAAAUAUAGCAGUAAUUGAAGAGCAGCAAGCUCUAACAGAUGUUGAAAAUACAUCAGAAAGUAACUUAAGGAUAAGACUAGAAAAUAUUGACCAUGGAAACUUGGCUUCAGUUAACGAGAAAGAGGUUUGUUCACCAGUAGUAGCUAUUCAACAAACAGUAUCACAAGUAGAAACCUUCUCUGUAAAUGAAUCAAAGACAUUACAGUUAGCAGAAGUUCAAGAUGUUUCUUGUAAUUUUGCUGUUCAAGCAGAAACUCAAGAAGUUUUAAUACCUGCUGGUAAUCUUACUAUUGAAAAGCCUCAGUUUGAAUCAGGAAUUAAACAAGACAGUUCUUUAAAAAUGGCAGUUCAGGUGGAAACUCAAGAAGCACUACUUCAUGAUAAAUCUCUAACAUGUGAUGACAGUGUGCAAGUUAAGAAUGUUGAAAUGGAAUUUGAGCCUGCAUUUGUUUGUCAGGGUGAACUUCAACAGUCUUUAGCAGACGUUGAAAGUUUAGAAACAGAAGAAGAAACAUUGAAAUCUAUUAGCAUUGAAGAAUCAUCAUUUAUGAUUGAACCUCAAGUUAACAUUCAACAGGUUUUAUCAGAUGCUGAGAGCUUUAUAUUAACAGAUAAGACUUCCCAUGUUGCAGAAGUUAAAAAAGACAUUCAAACUGGAUUCCAAAAUGAAAUUCAACAAAUCCUAUCAACUGAAGAAAAUUUAAAAACAUUUAAAAAAUCCUCAGAUUUGGCAUCUGUAGUAGAAACAACACCAAUAAUUGCAUUAGAAGCUCAUAUACAACAAGCUAUGUCUAAUGUUGUUGAUUUAAAAAGUAAAGAAAAUGUUUAUAGUCAAGCAAAUACACAAGAAACUUUGCUGGAAGGAGCAGUUCAAGCUGAGUGCCAGCAAGUUUUAUCAAAUAUAGACAGCUUAACUAGUGAUUCAGGCAUAGCACGACAUUCCCAAGCUGUUACAAUGGAAGAAGGUUUCUGGGAACUUCCAGUCCAAUCCCAGAUUUUAGAAUUUAUGUCUGUUGCAGGUGUAAUACAAGAUAUAAAAGAGGAACUAAAAGCAAAAAUUGAAAACGAACCUUUUUAUGGUAAAGCUGUUCAACAAGAAGUCCAAGAAUUAUUAACUGCUGCUGAAAGCAUUCAAUCAAUCAAGGAGGCAUUACAGGUAGUUUGUGUAGAAGAACCAGCACUUCAUACAGCAACCCAAUCAAAAGUACAGGAUAUUUUAUCAACUCAUGAAGGUGUUCAAAAUUUAAAGAAAAUAUUGGAUGGGAAACGUGUGGAAGAGCUGAAAAAGUGUGAAAGUCUCAAUGUUGAAUUGCAGCAAAUUAUAUCAACUGCUCAGAGUUUAGAUAACCUGAGACAGGCAAUAUCAUUAAAUAAUGCUCGAACUGAGCCUCAUCAAGUUUUGUCCCCAAAUGACAUUUCUAAAACUGAAAUAUUACAAGAACCAUUGUAUCGACCUAAUGAAACAGUUACAGAAAUUGUUCCAGAUCAUGCUGAUUUAAAUAAAAUGACAGAAAGAGAAGUUUUAUCUGAUACAAAUAGUUUUAUAAUCAAAAAAACUUUUAAUGAAGAAGCUACUCCUCAAUUUGCAGAGGAAACUGAAGUUCAGGAAUUAAUUUCUUUGACAAGCAAUAUAAAGACUACAACAGAAGCAUUAAAGGCUAAAAUUAGCACCGAGCCAACCCUAAAAUGCAUUGCUCAGAAAGAAUUUCAGCAGAUAUUUAAUAUUGCCGAAGAAAUACAAUCUAUCAAUGAAGCUCUCCAAGUGGCAUCUGUUGAGAAACAAACUGUUGAUGUAGCAACUGAAAUAGAAAUUCAACAAAUUGUAACUGCUUGUGAAAGUUUGAAAACUAUAGAAGAAACUAUUAAAGUUCAAUCUGGAAAAGAACUAGAUAUUAAGACAGCUAUUCAGAAUGAACUGCAGCAGAUUUUAUGUUCUGCAGAUGCUGUACAAAGUGUUAAAAAAGCAUUAGCAAGCCAAACAUAUGUUGAAACACUUAAUGAAAAAGUUGUCGUUCUUUCUCAAGUUUGUCCAUCAAAUACAAGCUUACAAAACGUAGAAGUUUCUCAGGAAAAUGUCAUAAAAGAACAAGUAGACGCAAAAUAUACCUUAGAACUGAAACAUGAUAUUUCACUAAAAGAACAUAGUGUUGAUGAAAACGUUACGUCUAUGAUUGAAGAAGAUCUGAAAAAAUCAUCAGAAUUCGCAAAAGUUCAAGAAACAGUUUCAAGUGAUACUAGUUCAAGUACAGAACAUGCUUCAGAAAAGGGCAUGUGUUCAGAUGUGCCAUUAAUAAUUAAGAAAGAAGAAGCUACCUUUAUAUCUCAACAAAUAGAUAACACUUCAGUAGAGGUUUGUAAGAGUACAACAGAACCUCAACUAGUAAUUGAAGAAGCGUUAACCUCAACAGAUAGAAAAGAUUCUUUGGAAAUACUACCAUUAUCAGAUAAAGAUAAUACUCUGACAAGUAUUCCUUUGAUCGGAGAAGAAUGUUUUACUGAAGAAUCAAAAGUUUUGGAAGUUCAAGAAACUUUAGUUGAUGAUGCUAGCUCCAAAAGUUCAGAAAAUACUCUGAUUAAAGUCGAAACCUUGGAAGUAACAUCCACAGACAAAAGCUCUAUUACUCAAAAAGCAGAAAUUAACACUUUAAAGGAGGAACAAAGUGUUAUUCCUGAGACUGUGAAAGAUAUCAAAUCAGGAAUUGUGAAAGCUGUUUCCUCAGAAAAAAGUACAGAACCUGAGCUUACGCUAUCAUUAGCUGAUGAAGUGGGUACGCCCACUAGAAUUCCAUUGCUUGCAGAAGAAGCUCUUACAAAUAUAAGUGAUAUCAGUUCAAAAAGUACAGAAAAAUAUUUGAAAAAGGUUGAGCAUUCAGACUUAGCAUCCAUAGAUAUAAAUGACAAAAGUAAACCUAUUAUUCAAAAAGAAGAUGUCUAUACUUCUAAAGAGGAUCAUAGUAUUAUUCCUGGGAUUGUGCAUGACACCAAAUCUGGAAUAGGAGAAUUAGAUCCCUCAGCACAAAGAAAGGAACUUGGUAGUGUACUGAUGGUAACUGAUGAAUUGUGUACCACAACAAGUGCUCCUUUAAUUCCAGAAAAAGAUCUUUUAGAAAUAUCAGAAGUUUUGAAAGUUCAAGAAACUGUGAUUAGUGAUACUAGUAUAAUAAGUACAGAAAAAAGAUUUAACAAAGAGUGAGCUUCAAAUGUAGGUAAGGAUGAGCUUUCGGAUGAGACAAAACCUCAUUCAAUAGUUAAAGAUUGCAUUUCAUUGAAAGACAGCACAAAACUUGAGAAGCUACAAUCAUCAUCUGAUAAUAAUCACACUCAUAAUAAGGAUUUGACUGACAGAAAACCAUCUACAGAAAUGGCAAAAACAACAACAGUUCAGGACACUAGCAAUACUGAUACCAAGUCUGAAAGUAUAGAAAAGUCUUCUCAAAAGGAUCAACGGUCAGAUGUGGCAUUCAUGGAUAAAAAGCAUGACAAUAACAAUGAAGACAUCUUUACUUCAAAAGAUGGUGAAAACCUUAUUAAGAGUGUAAAAGAAUCACAAUUAGGAACUCAAGAAUCGGUUACCUCAAAAGACAGCAAAACAUUUGUUCAUUCAUUAUCAUCAUCAGAUAGAGACUUUUCCUCAUUGACAAGCUCUCAAGUCCAAAUUGAAACACAAGUUGUGAGUGAUGAUAGUGUAGCAUUGAUAUCAGAAACCAAAGCAGUCACUAAUUUGCAAAACCAAUUCCAUAUUGAUGUUCAGGAAGCACAAGCUUUAGAUUUUGAGAAGAAAACAGAGCAGGAACUAUCAAUUUUAUCAGAUUUUACAGAUGUACCUUCUUCUGAAAGCAUCACUCAUUCUCAAAAACAGGAUUUGGAUAGUACAGAAAAAAGUAAAUGCUCGAAGGAAGGUUUGGAAGAAAAAGUUACCUUGAGCGAUUCAAUCAAACACGCUGUGCAAAUUGAAACCCAGCAGACUUUUGAUACGAACGAAACAACUGCAUUGAAGAAAGGAAGUUUGCCUAAGGGAGAUCAUUCUCAAACAGUUUAUGUAGGCAAAUCACCUCUUGCAAUUGCUUAUUAUAAUGACGUGCAAGAGGUGUUAUCAGCAGUUGAUUACUUAGAUGUUGCUACAGAGACUCUUAAAUCACUGAUUGUUCAAGAAUCACAUUUAACUGUUGCCCUUGAGUCUGAAAUACAACAAUUUCUACUUACUACAGAAAAUCUGAUGACUUUUAAGGAGAAUCUUCAAGCUAAAGUGGUGGAUGAACCACUUCUUUUAGCAUCAGUAAAUACUGAAUUCCAACAGAUUUUAAGUGCAGUUGAGUCCCUGAAGGGUGUAAAAGAAACAAUGCAAGCAAAGUGUGCCUUAGAACCAAAUCUACCUGUAGCACAAAAUGCUUUACCACAAAUAUUAUUAACAACUCAACAGCUAGAACAUAUAUGUGAAACCAUUGAAGCUAAAAUGUCCCAAGUUCAAAUCACUGAAAUAGCAGCACAAACCGAAAUCCAAGAAUUAUUAGGUAGUGUUCAAAAUUUGGAGAAGGGUGAAGUCAAAGAAGUAACUAGUAUGCUUACAAGUUCACCUAAUUUAAAAAUUGCAGCACAAGUUGAACUACAACAAAGUUUAUUUUCAACAAAAGAAGUGCAACAUGCAAUGGAUAACGCAAAAGCUUCAUGCACACAUGCCCCAUGUAUUCAAAUAUGUGCAAAAAAGUCAGGUGUUGCUAGCUUUACUCCUGACAGUAAAACAAUUACCAAGGAAGAAGAAACGGUAGUUGAAAAAGUUGUACUAGAUCGAACAGUGAAAGGAACGUCUGACAUUAAAGACCUUAAAAAUGUUGAAGAAAAUACUACUUCUAUAAAUCUCAAAAUUUCAGAAACAAACUUUAUGAAAGAAGAAGAUAAAACGCCUGAAAAAGUUGAAGAUACUCAUAAAAUAAAAAUUACAGAAGAACAUAAACCUGAGAAAAGUGUGAUUAAAACUUCAAACCAAUUGAAUACAUCAGAUCAAACGAUGGUUCUUACAUCAAAAGAAUCAGAAAUUGAAGACCAAAACCAAGCAACAGUUCCUAAAGUAGUAGAAAAAGAUGAUCUUAAGGAAACAUCUUGGACAAGUGAUAAAUAUCAGGAAAAUGCCAAAGGAAAACCUGCAGACGACAUUAAAACCGCGGAGUAUAUUACUGAAAGUAAAUUUGAAAAAAAUAUAAAAAUUGAUAAAGUUCCUAUAGAAAGUAUAGCACAAGUGGUUUCAAAUAAAGAAAUAAGCUAUGGAAGUGAAGAAAACAUAAAGCAUAUAGAUAUUGAAAAAGAUAAAGAUUUUGGAUCGGAAUUUAAACCUGUAGGUUUAAAUAAUACAACUGAGAUAAAAGUAGAGCCGUCCUUGAUUGAAAUAAACAGGAGCAAACUAAAUGAAGAGAUCAGAACUAUUCAAGAUAUAUCAAAGACUAAUGAGACUCAAGAAGUUAAAAGUAAAUAUAUUGAUGAAAACAUGAAAACAAAUGAUGCUACUGAAAACAAACAUUCUGACAAUAUAAAAAGAACAGAAAGCUCUCACCCACAACCUCCUAAAGAAAUUCACAUAGCAUAUAAAUCUCCAGUGAAUGAAUUUGAAAAGAAAGAUAAUAAAAUUGAACAGGAAAUACCUCCUGUUCCAAUAACACAAACUGUUGAUGUAGCAUUGGAUUUGGAAAAAGAAAAUAAGGUUGAAAUGGAUUUUGUGAAGGAACCAAUAAAAUUGGAGCAAGAAAACAAGGAAACCAAAAAGGUUUCAAAGAAGAAAAAGAGUACCAAUCUUCAGGAUCGUUCAAAACCAAAAGAGGAAAUUGCAAUGGAAAAUAUUAUGAAGGAAAAUCAAGUUACAGAUUCUGAAAUUUCUAAACUGGUAGAAGAUUGUAAUGUUUCUACAAAAUCAGGAACAGGAAAAGAAGAAUCAACGAUAAUUGAAGAAGAGAGAACUUACCAGGAUAGUAAAGUAAAAAGCAAUACACACAUAAAUAUAUUGAAGGAUAACUGUAGUUUAGAUACUGCCAAUCAAGAAGAGAUAUUGGAAAUUACAUCAGUAAUCAAAGAUACAACGGAAGAUAGUGAAAAAAUCAAAACGAGUAAUAAACUUGAAAAAGUAAAACAAACCAUUAAUGAAAAGGAAACUAAAAUUAAAGAUGAAAGUUUAAUUACUGAGACAAUAGAAAACAUAAUUAAAGAAUCUGAAACUAUUAAAACUGGGGAAAAUCUUAAAGAGUCCGAUAUUGAACGUAAGGAUGUGAGUGUAAAUAUAAAAUAUGAAGAUGUUAAUGUACUUAAAGAUACAGAAGAAUCUAUUAAAAUAAAAAAUACAGAUGAAACAAAGAUUGUUGAUGUGGAUGUAAGUAUAAAAAGUAUUCAUGACAGAGAAAAAAUUACUAAAACUGAGUCAUCAAAAGAACUUCAAAGCUUAAACACUGAUUUACAUGAAACACCAAAAACGAUUGAGAAGAAUGUCGAACAUAGGGAACAGACCAAAUAUGAAAUGGAAAAAGGAGUUAAGGAGCAAAAUGAACUGAAAAAGUUGGAACUUGGAACUCAAGGAUGCCUAACCCCUACAGAAAUACAUAAUGAUAAACACAUAGAAAAAGAAAGUGUAACUCAGGUUGAAAGUGAAAAAUUAACACAACUUAAGAUGGAAGAAUUAAACAAAGAAUCUACACAACCAACAAUUGAAGCAGACAUUGAACUCAGAUCUUCAGAAAAACCUAAAUAUGAAGUGAAAGCAACAUCAGACAGGAAGAAAAGCAAAGAUUCUACAGCAUUAACAAAAACAAAAGAUAAUACAGAGGAGGUAGAAGAUAUAAAGAAAAUUAAAUCUGUCAAACAAAAGAAAAAGAGCAAAGAUGCUGUAAGUGUGUUCAAGGAUGAAGGAAAGCCUGAUCAUAAAAGUGCAAAUGUAUGUGACACCUUGGAAGUUAAAACAUCAAAGCAGCCAGAAGUAUCUGAAGUAACUACUAAAAGUGAAAUCUCAGAAUCUGUAAAAGAUAAAAACGAAGACAUACAUGGCAAGAAAAAUGAUGUCAAGAAAGUCGAAACUUCUAAAGAAACUCAAAAGAGAAAAGAAAGCAUCAAAAAACAAAAAUCUGAAGUGAAAGAAACAGAGGACAAAAUAAAAUUAUUGGAUGUAACAGAUUCUGAAAAAAUUAUUGAAAAUGUGAAUGUUGAACAAUCUUUCAAUACUAAUAAAUACCCUGAUAUGCAUGUUUCUGAAAAACCCAAAGAUAUUUCCACUAUAGAAGGAGAAGUUAGUGAUAUCAACAAUAAAUAUAAAGAAGAAUAUUCAUCUUUGAAAAAUAUGAAAGACAAUGUUGAAGUACAUCAGAAAACCAAGACUCCUGAGAGAACUGGUAUACCUGACAAAGUCAAACACAUGAAAGGGGGAAAAUCGAUUAAAGCCAAUGAAGAAAAAAGCCAAGAUACUAAUUCAAAAUUAUCAGGGGACACAUUCGUUUCUGAUGUAAAACGUGAUGACAGUGAUCCUAUAAAAAAGAAAUAUAAUAAUGUUGAAGAUCAAAAUGUAACUAUUAGAAGAUCUAAAAUAUCGGUACCUAGUCCAAAAGGCGAAGAAAAAGAAAAAGAGUAUAUUCAGUCCAGCGAUAAAAUACAAACAAAACAGAGGUUAUUUGUGGACGAAAGUUCAACAUCAGAUUACAGCUCUGAAUCGUAUUCAGAGUCAUUCAAAAUCAAGAAAAGUCAAAGUUAUGACACUCGGCAAUGGAUGUAUGAAUCUGAAAGUAAAAAAGAGGAAUCAGAAGGAAGCCAAUUAGUAAUAACAAAGAAACUUACAGAAAAGAAGUACGAAACACCAAGUACAAUCUUACAUGAGAAAAGCAGUUAUCAGCGCCAGCGACGUCAGACAACCAGCAAGCCUGUGUUCUGUGGCCGACUGGUUGAUCGUACAGCAGCUCAAGGUUCCAAACUCAAAGUGACUUGCAGUCUCACCGGCAGCCCUGAACCGACUGUUCAGUGGUACAAGGAUGGUCAUCUUAUUAGUGCCGUCCAAGAUCCUAGACUCCACAUGAGAUUAUCCAAUGGACUGGCCAGUCUGGAGAUUACCGAGGCAACUUUGGGAGACUCCGGGAAGUACACUUGUGUUGCUCGUAAUGCUAGUGGAGAAACCUCAACAACUUCCACCAUCAAGAUAUUUUCAUACAUAGAGUCUGCUCCAGAGGCCCCAGUCUUCACACAAGCUGUCAAAGAUCAAUACAAGAGCUCAUCAGAUGAGUUGGUUAUCGAGUGCAGAGUGAAGGGUCAUCCAUUACCAUCUGUAACAUGGCUCAAGGACAGUCAGCCACUCAGAAUCGCUUCCCGCUACCAGCAGAGUGUGCUGACGGAUGGCACUUGUCGUCUGGUCAUCCACGGUCCAGAGCCCAGCGAUUCUGGCCUUUACAAGUGUGUGGCAGAGAACUUGGUGUGGUCAGAGCAGACUUCAGGCUUCGUCAUGUUUGAAGGUAGAGAAAAACAUCUGGCUGCCAGUAGAAACCUCACAGAUACCAAGGUGCCUCGCUUCACCAACAUCCUAUCAGACCAUGUUGUGAGGGAAGGUGGUACUGUUGCACUUCAGGUUGCCAUCAAAGGGACACCCAAGGCGGAGGUGACUUGGUAUCGUAACUCGGAGCCCCUGCCCAAGAAGUCCUCACGGUUCCGCUACCUGGAGGAUGGAGGUGUGUACUCGCUGGUGAUGAGUGACGCUAGCAUCACUGAAGCUGGAACCUACACGUGUAGAGCUAGCAACAUGCAUGGCUACCGGGACACUAGUGUUAAUGUACAGAUAGUGGGUGGAGCUCGGGGCAAGCCUGCCAUGUUUGUCAGCCGCCCAGACACUAGCAUGAACAUUGCAGUGGGCGAGGACAUCACGAUUUCCUUCCGUGUCACUGGAGACCCCAAACCCAGAGUAACCUGGAUGAAAAACAUGAAGGAUAUCACCAACAACAUCCGGACACUGAAAGAAACUGUCAAUGAUUAUGUUCGCCUGUCACUGAAACAUGCCACCAUCAUGGACUCUGGCACUUAUUUCAUUACCGCCAAGAACAUUUAUGGGACGGACCAUGCCUUUGUCACUGUCAGGGUAAGACAGAGGGCUCGAUCCCUGACGCCCACUCGAUCCAUCUGGAGUGGUCCCGACACUUCCACGCUGCUACGAGAUAUCCAUGAAUCUACCAGAGCUCUCGUCAAUGCAUGGGCUCACAUGGAGGGUAUGAGGAGGGGUGGAUGUCAGAGCUAUAUUUACCCAGUGUGUGACGGUGGGCCGCGUACGAUGGUAGUGAGAGAUGACAACCCGCUGCAGGUACUCAGGCAGAGAUGGGCCGCUCGCGACUGCCUUGCAACUGUCAGCGACUUCCUUCUCUACCUUACUGACUGUCAAGAUGUGCCUGGACCAGUGGCCAGUGAGGCGACUGUGAGUGAUUCUGGCAAGAACUGGGUAAGUCUGACAUGGGGGAAGCCAGAGAACCGAGGGGCAGCCCCUGUCCUAGCAUACCGAGUAGAGGCCUGGCUGCUUGGCUCCGAGGGAGGUGCUCACUGGAACGAGCUUGGGGUGACGCCGAUCAACAGUUUUGAUGCAUUCUUCCUGAAGCCCGGUAGUGAGUACAAGUUUCGUAUCACAGCAAGGAACCGAUACGGGUGGGGGGAGUCUGUGACAUCUACAGAGUCUGUGACUAUCGGCAGUGCCAGUAACUAUCCACCAGAUAUCCUGCGCGAUUUGCCAGGACCUCUCAAGGCUCUCCAGGGUGACAACAUAACACUGGAGUGUGAGGUGGGAGGGGACCCACCACCGUAUGUUCAGUGGCUGCGAGAUGGACAGGAUGUGGGAACGAUAGCUGCACUUCAAGGCAGAGUGUUUGUGUCUGACAGUCAGCUCACACAUCGCCUCAUCGUCAAGCAGCUGAUCGAGGAUGACUCAGGACGCUAUGUCUGCGAGGCAGUUAACAAAUUGGGUCGAGCCUCCACCUAUGCUCGGUUGCUGGUUGUCUCUGACCCCCGUCUAUUGGAGGCCGACCGGAAAUUGAAAGAGAAUCUGGUGGAGAACCAAGAGUCAGCUCCCCAGGUUACCAUGAGAUUGAGAGACCGCAGGGUGCAGGCUACAUACCCUGUGCGCCUGAGUUGUCAGGUGGUCGGCAACCCUACACCUACUGUCAGUUGGGCCCACCAGGGCAAUCCCAUCUCUCCUGAUGAUCGCCACCAACUGGUAGCGGAGGCAGAUCACUUCUAUACACUGGAGAUUUGUCGCACAGUGCUGGAGGAUGGAGGUCAAUACACGGUGACAGCCCAAAAUUGUCUAGGAGCAGUGAGUUGUCACUGUCAGUUGACCGUAGACAAGGGUAUCCGAGCCUACGUAGCGCCGGACUACACCUCAGAGCUAGAGUCUACGGUUUCAGUACGGGAAGGAUCAGAUUUGCAUAUCUUCGCCCAAGUAGAGGCUUAUCCUACAGUCGGCAUUGCCUGGCACAGGGAUGGAGUGCGGCUUAGACCGAGUCGUCGGCUAGUAAUGACAGUGGACUGCGAGGGCCGACUACAGUUGUCUUUGGCCGGCAUAACAGCUCGUGAGGCUGGCUUGUACUGCUGUACUGCUACGAAUGCUGUGGGCCGAGCUCAGACCUCCUGUCAAGUUAUUGUUACCAGUGGCACUACCCCGAUCACUGCCAAUCUGCCAGCCAUUCUGGCACCCUCAGUCCCGUACUCAAAGGAACCCAGAUUUGUGACGAAACCCCGUUCCAGUGAAGCAGUAGAAGGGGAGACAGUGGUGAUCAACUGUGAAGUGGUGGGAGACCCUCAGCCCGAUGUCAUGUGGCUUCGAGAUUGGUUGAAGAAGAAGUUAAUGGAAAACCACGAGGAACCUUGGGUCUGGCGCGGCUACAGCGGCAACAGCGGCGACGAGCGAGAGAGUGGAGUGGCAGCCGGCCAGCUCGGCUCAGCUUGCCGGUAAUUGACUGCCCAAUAUGGCCAUAUUUGGCGGAUUUCCGCGACCGCGUCGCCGAGAAUCUCUCCUCACCUCUCGGCGAGCGGGUCAAGGCGCAGCAGGAGCAGCCUCGUCCCCCGCGACAUUUGGUCGCGGUCCCGGUCCAUCGUGUCUACUGGGCGCCAUACAGGAGUCAUAAUCUUGGUGGUCGACGAGAAUCUUGGAUGCUAAUCUUGCCGACGAGAGCAAUAACGUACGCCGUGGUUAGAUUUAAUUGAAACCUCUGGAAGUCAAAAGCUUAUGGAUCAGAAAACAGUUGAUAGUUACAAAAGUCACAAACGUGUAAUUUAUGUCAAAGAACUGUUAAAUUGUAUGUUAAUAAAGUUAGAUUAAAUCGUGUAUACAAUUAAA